Messenger RNA from Culicoides brevitarsis, 909 nucleotides. RefSeq lists its product as uncharacterized. The transcript is spliced from 2 exons. The record is from RefSeq and is a predicted model, not a curated record. NCBI's taxonomy places the organism in Eukaryota, Metazoa, Arthropoda, Insecta, Diptera, Ceratopogonidae. The coding region runs from base 109 to 852 and encodes 247 amino acids.
AACAACAAACGAUAAGCUGGCUUUCAAAUGUUCCCUAAAAUUCUUCCAAUUUAAAGUCUAAACAAUAGUUUUCUCCCCGAGAAAUCAAACAAAAUACAACAUUUUGAAAUGUCUGACGUAGAAUUCGAUUGGGAUGAUGAAGAAAAUGAAAACGAAGGCUCGGAAAUCGAUGUUUCUGAAAGUUCCAAUGAAAUAAUGAUGAGCUUGGAUGGAUCCAGCGAGCAUUCGAUCGAUGAUGUAGAUCCUUCUUCCGAAAUAUCAUAUCCUGAUGACGAAAAUCACGCAUCCGAAAACGAGACAAUGAGCGAUAUCGAUUCCAUUAUUUUGUCGGAACCUAACGCAGAAGAGACUCGCAUGGACUACGGAUUAGAAUGGACUGAUGACGAGCACGUACAAGGAGCAAGUGAAAUCGAAAUAUCAUCAGCAGAAUCGUCAUUGAUUGAACCAAGCAUAUAUUCUCCGGGUCAUAGCUCAAGUGGCUCUAGAUCCGAAACUGAUGAGAAUUUAAACGUGGAAUAUUUGGAACAGCCAGAGUCUGACAGUGAUGGUUUGAAUACUUCUUUUGGGUCUGUGGAAGAUCCUCCCACCACCACAUUUCGCGUUAAAAUUGAUGAAAAUCAGAAUUUUGAUACGCGUUCCACAACUAGCGGGCUCGAAAACAGCGCCUCUCCAUUUAUCAACUGCCCAAUUUGCUUCCAUAACAUCAAGAAUCGCUCACCAUGUUCCUUCGCUUGUGGCCAUUUGAUGUGCGGCCUGUGUGUUAAUCAGAUGCUGGAUCGAGGAAUUAACACUUGUUCCGUUUGUCGCAAGGUUUUUCGUGUCUCGGACAUUCGACAACUUUAUCCAGCUUAAUUUUCCUGUAUUUUUGAAUCUCUAUUUAUUUAGACGAAAAAUAAACGUUCCGUCGUA